CCGUGAAAGCCUUCAUAGUUUUUUAAGUUUCAUAAAGUUUCCAUGUUCACUUCAGUCAUACAUCGGGUAUCACUUUGAUGGCAGUUCCAGCUGAUGUAUACAUGUUUGGCGCCACUUACUUGCUAGGAGUGUUUUCCAUGAUCGCAGUUGGCAUCGUCACUGUCUACAUUUAUCUGCCGGUCUUCUACAACUUGGGCAUCACCAGCACCUACGAAUACUUGGGCAUGAGGUUUGAUGAACGGUGCCGAAAAUGUGCAUCUGCCUUAUUCGCCCUAUCGGUAUUCGUCUAUUUGCCCAUGGUGAUCUACGUGCCCGCUUUGGCCUUUUCUGCCGUGACUGGGGUCAGUGUGAUAAAAAUUUCAAUCAUAAUUUCCACAAUUUGUGUCUUUUACACAACAAUUGGCGGCCUCAAAGCCGUGGUGUGGACCGACGCCAUUCAGUUUUCCAUCACCAUUGGGGCUUCUGUACUGGUUUUCUUUUUAGGACUGAACUCUGUAGGUGGCUUCGGAGAAGUGAUCCGAAUCGCAAACGAAGGAAAUCGCCUCGAUGUGUUUGACUUCGACGCCAGCCUAACUAAGCGCGAAACUUUUUGGGCCAUAAUUGUUGGUCUCACCGUACAUUGGGUGUCGCACAUUUCCAUCAACCAAGGUUGCACUCAAAAGUUCCUUUCCGUCCCCACAUACAAGGACUCAGUGAAGUCAGUGUUCCUCUACAGCAUCGGGAUGUCACUUACUAAGUCCUUAAGUGUAUUCACUGGCUUGAUUAUGUUCGCCAAGUACGCCCAAUGUGACCCAAUGUUGACUAAACAAGUGGCAAAAAAAGACCAACUGUUGCCAUUCUAUGUACUGGACGUAGCCGGCCAUAUUCCUGGACUAAGUGGGCUUUUUAUUGCGGGAAUUUUUAGUGCAGCUUUAAGCACGCUGUCUGCGAAUCUGAACUCUUUGGCGGGUACCAUUUACGAGGACUUUUUGAAAAGCUGGUUGGAAAAGCAUCACAAUCACAAAACAGCCGGACACGUUCUGAAACUGAUCGUUGUAAUAGCUGGGGUUUUAUGCACUGCCAUGAUUUUUGUUGUUCAACAAUUGGGAGGAUUGCUAGCCCUUUCCAUAUCCUUAGGCAGUGUGGCGCAUGGGCCAUUAUUGGGAAUGUUCACAUUAGGAGUUUUAUGCCCUAGAGCUAACAGAAAGGUACAUUAAUUAGAAAUCAAAAUCAAUUCCUGGGCUUCAGUC
This is a messenger RNA of Dendroctonus ponderosae (mountain pine beetle), 1229 nucleotides long. RefSeq names its product sodium-coupled monocarboxylate transporter 2. The record is from RefSeq and is a predicted model, not a curated record. Gene Ontology annotation, cellular component: membrane. Gene Ontology annotation, biological process: sodium ion transport; transmembrane transport. NCBI's taxonomy places the organism in Eukaryota, Metazoa, Arthropoda, Insecta, Coleoptera, Curculionidae. Gene Ontology annotation, molecular function: symporter activity. The transcript has 6 exons. The coding region runs from base 78 to 1196 and encodes 372 amino acids.